CUGAGCAAACAGCAUCGGUUAUUUCUUCUCUUUGCAACAAUGCUGCUCUAUUGCCCUGCAUUAAUCAUAUCGUUGUCACUGGCAGUGGCAGAGGCCUCCGAUAAGCUGUCGUGUUACGUGUGUGGAACUGAGCACAGCAGCGCAACACUGGAAACUUGCGAAUACUUCACAGGUUCUCCGAGGUGGAAACCCUACGAGGUGAUUUGUCCUGAGAACAGUGUUUGCGCUAAGAUCGUUCCCGCGUACAAGGGGAACGUGUCGAGAUCGUGCGCGCCAAAUGAGACGAGCACUGGCAAAAAAAUCCAACUGGGAUGCUACGUGACCGGCACAACAGAGGAGGACAAGGCGACAUAUUGCUACUGCAACAAAAACCAGUGCAACACGGCUCACUGCCUUGACAGUGACUUUGUCAAUUUUCUCUUUGUCAUCGCGUCGCUCUGCUUAGCAAACUGGUAUUUGGAAGGCAGGUAGAGAGAGAGAGAAAAAAGGUCUCACCUGUGAGAUGCAAGCUUGUACUAAAUUGGGCGGGAACAUGUUUCUGAAAGAAGAUUAAAUACGACAUUUACAAAGUGAAUUCACCAGUUGCAUAAACCCUAAGUGUUCGAAGCCGCCAACAGUUGGCGCCACCGUAGACUUUCGAUUUUAAGGCACUUCCGCUGC
Molecule: messenger RNA, 660 nt
Organism: Cloeon dipterum
Lineage: Eukaryota; Metazoa; Arthropoda; Insecta; Ephemeroptera; Baetidae
Exons: 3
Coding region: 40-471 (143 amino acids)
Biological process (GO): positive regulation of voltage-gated potassium channel activity; sleep; regulation of synaptic transmission, cholinergic
Source: RefSeq, a predicted model, not a curated record